Molecule: messenger RNA, 5401 nt
Organism: Anopheles stephensi (Asian malaria mosquito)
Lineage: Eukaryota; Metazoa; Arthropoda; Insecta; Diptera; Culicidae
Product: developmentally-regulated GTP-binding protein 2-like
Exons: 3
Coding region: 4115-5206 (363 amino acids)
Biological process (GO): cytoplasmic translation
Cellular component (GO): cytoplasm
Molecular function (GO): GTP binding; GTPase activity
Source: RefSeq, a predicted model, not a curated record
AAUGGCUGCACAAACCAACAUCAAAGUAACACAAACAAACAUACAAGGACUACUAAACAACAUAGACGAGCUGAAGCACAUCUUAAGCAACGAAAACAUUGAUGUGAUCUGCCUGCAAGAAACUUGGCUAGUGGAUCACACUGCAAGCAAAACAAGAAUAAAUAAUUACAAUCAUUUUUACCAAAACAGAGAAGAUGGCUAUGGUGGUUGUAGCAUCUUUGUACAUAAAAAAUAUCGAGUAGAAAGCGUACAGGUACACCCUAAGAACGAACACAUGCAAUCUACUGGUAUCAAACUAAAAGGGCUGAAUAUAAUGGUAAUCAGCACCUAUGUGAAACCCACCACACCUAAACACAUAUUCGCCAAAUAUUUCAAGCUGCUACUUCGUACGGUCAACAACACAAAAGCCAUAAUAACGGGUGAUUUCAACGCCCAUCACACAGCGUGGGGCAACCACUUCUGUGACAUGAGGGGAAGAAUCACGCUGGAAGAAGUUAAUAGCAGCGAUUUGGUACUGGUGCAUAGUAAGGAACAUACCUUUAUAAACCCUGAUGUAAAUAAAAAAAAUACUGCCAUUGACCUAACCAUCGUUACACCUAAUAUGGUUCUAGAUGUCGAACGUAAGGUCACAAACCAACACAUUGGCAACAGCGGACACAGAAUAAUUCACAUAGCCUUAAAAAAGCCUACCAAAGUACAAACAAGAUCUGUGAUAAAUAUGGUAAGAGUAGAACAACAAAUCUGUGAUAUAAGUAGUACCGAAAAUACCACCAUAGAUAGCCUUAAAAAUACCCUCCAGAAAAUCAUGAAACAAAACACCAAAUCCAUUGAAUACACACCAAAAAGCUGGUGGAGUAAAGAGCUCCAAAGGGCUUGGGAAAAAAAGAACGAAGCUCGAAGAAAUUUUAAUCGCAACCGUAGUAUAGAAAACUUGAUUCAAUCCAAAAAGGACCUAGCUAAAUUCAAGUUCCUAAAAAAAGUGGAGAAGAAGAAAAACUUUGAAAAAUGGUUAGAUAAGGUCAACUCGGACAGCACUAGCAAAGAACUGUGGGACCUUGUGAACAAAUGUCAUGGAAAACCAAUCAACAAUAACGGCAUUAAUAUAAUAGCCGAAAGUACGGAAAAUGCGAAAAAAUUCCUAAAGUUAAACUUCAGCAGCCCGAAAAGGCCAAGAUGGCAGUACGCUCCACAAUUCAUUUCAGACAUCGAAAUCUUGAAUUUGGAGAAAUGGAAAAAAAUAUUAGCCAAUAAAAAAAACACAACACCUGGUACUGAUGGUAUAUCAUACAAAGCCCUGAAAUUGCUGAAUGAUGAAGUGGUUCUGGUACUGAUCAAAGAACUGAAUAACAUGUACCAAAAUGGAAGGGUACCGAAAAAACUGAAAAAAAUCAAGAUAGUAGCAAUUGGCAAAAUUGGAAAAGACACAAACUGUGUAGAAAAUUAUAGGCCUAUAGCACUUCUGUGUACAUUGGUUAAAAUAGUCAAUUCAGCAGUCCUGCAAAAUAUAACACAGCACCUGGAGCAAUUUAAUAUCCUUCCGGAAACCACAUUUGGCUUCCGAAGACAUAGAUCCACGAUGACUGUUGUAAACCUCCUGGUUCAUAAAAUUCUUCACAACAAUGCAAAAAGAAAAUACACGGGAGUAGUCUUUAUAGAUGUUAAAAACGCUUACAACAGCGUACUCACCCAGGAACUUCUUGAAAUUCUCAGACUUGACAUGAUAUCUGAAGAGGAUAUUGCAUGGGUUGCAAGUUUUCUGAAUAACAGAAGCCUAGAAGUAACAGUGGGAAAAGAAACAAUCAAACGGAUUGUUAGUAACGGUCUUCCACAAGGUGAUGUGCUUUCACCAACUCUCUUUAACAUCUACACGAGCAGCUGCCAUGAACUAAACAACAGUAAGAUCAGAUUAUUGCAGUAUGCGGAUGACUUUGCAAUUAUUGAAACCGGAAUAACACCAAAAGCAGUUGAAACAGCGUUGCAAAGAAGCAUCACAUGGCUAAAAGAGCGCCUCAGCCAGCUCAAUCUAGAAAUCAACAGUGCCAAAUCAAAAGUAAUGACCUUCCCUAACAGCAAGUUCAGUAUCAGAGUAAAUGUAGAUGGCGAAGUGAUAGAGCAAACGAAAGAACACAAAUUCCUGGGCUUAACGAUUGACGACAAAUUAAAAUUCAACAAGCAUCUUGACAAUCAAAUCGCCAAAACAACAAACAGACUAAACCCGAUUAAAACUAUUUGCAACAAUUCUAACCACGUCAACCCAGAAAAGGCCAUGCAAGUACAUCGAGCCAUAGUACGAGGUACUAUAGAAUAUGGGAUAGGAUUUAGCCUCAAUGCAAACAAGAACAAACUUCGCAGGGUUAACAUCACAUUAAAUCAAUCCUUAAGAAGAAUAACCGGAUGCACUAGAUCAACGCCGCUCAACACGCUCCAUGCCAUAGCAGCAGAAAGACCUUUCCACAUUCGAGCCAAAUAUCUCGUAUGCAAACAAAUAGCAAAAACAAUAGCAUAUUCCGCACCUAACAAAGCCCUAUUUUCCAAGCUAAAUCAUCGUCGAACCGUCAGACUAUCAGAAAUAGAAAAAAACUACCUAAACUUCAAUGAAACUCUACAAUCCAUAGUCACAUACCAAUUCAAUAAUACUAUCCAAAGUAGUAGUACCAUAAAGAUAUCCACCUCAAUACCCGGUUUAGAAAACUGCAAACAACGCUAUAACCCCACAACAGCACGUCAGCUAAGUCUUGACUUGAUUAACACCACAAUUACCACCCCCACAUCCAUACAAGUCUACACAGAUGGGAGUAAGAUAGACGAAAACUGCGGUAUAGGAAUAUACAUCAUCAGUGGCAGCCAAGUACUACUAAACCAAUCCUAUAGACUGAAAAAUCCUAUGUCCAUAUGCUCAACAGAACUGUACGCUAUAAAACUUGCUCUAGACUUUGUGAUCAAGGAACGAUUAGAUGGCCCAAUUAUUUUCACUGAUAGUCGCGCGGCAUGCCUCAUUAUCAAAGGAGCCUUGGAGGAAUUUUACACGGACGAUAUAGUGUCGGAAAUCUUGAACAAUGGCAUAAAAGUGAACCUCAGAAUACAGUGGAUCCCCAGCCACGUUGGUAUUGAGGGAAACGAGGUAGCGGACAGGCUUGCUAAGGAAGGGAUUACAAGCAACAACACCAUAAACAAUAAAAUACCGCUCAAAGACGCGCUAACAAUUUUCGAAAACAAGGCAAAGGAGGAAGCUAACACGUGGUAUAAAGAAAUAAGCCAGCACAAAGGCAAAACUUUUGCGGAGUAUCAAACUCGAAUGGAGAAAAGAAUGUGGCAUCACCGACUAAAACUACCAGCUCAUGGCAUAAAAAUGAUCAACAGAUUAAUAUCGGGACACGAUCACAGUAACUACUGGUUACACAAAAUGAGGGUAGUGGACAACGGCCUAUGCGGUACAUGUAAUGUGCCGGACACGGCCAAGCAUAGGGUCUUCCAUUGCGAAAGAUAUGCCUUAGAACGAAGAAAAACAACCCACAUCAACGAAGUAGCGUUCAAAAAAACAUGGAAAAGAAAAGACUCAUUAGGAUUGAUUAAAAUAAUCAAAUUCAUAAAAGACAAUAGGAUAAAGUUCUGAAUUACAUAGCUACAUGAAACAUAAAUCGAAAUCACAACCGCUCAAUCCUGUGAUAUAAAUGCAAAGAACAGUCACGCACACAAGAACGUCAUAAAGCAAAACACGAACCUUCCCACAACCGAGAGACGGAAAAACAGAACAGAACAAUUGUAACAACCAUAGAACAUCAGGACAUAUGGCCUCAGCAGCCGGUCCAUAAAUCACUAGGGGUAGUGGUAAUAAGCCUCAACCACGGAGUAACUAAGGAAAGCCUAAGUUUGGAUUCCUAUGUGGUACCGUGGUAAUACCUCGACAAAAAGAAGAAGAAGAAGCCUUCACCACGCAAAACCACGCAGGAACCUAAAUAAUUUGUCCCGUUUAUCAAACCAUUUCCUUGCUGAAAUUUAGGCCUAUUUGCAAUAAGUGCCGUAGAAACUUACAGCCUAACGCUGCCUGCUUUGCGAUAGCAUCUGUGGUUCGAUAGAAAACCCGUCCGGUCCCGGCAGCAUCGUCGUCCUCACCAUGGGUAUCUUGGAAAAAAUCUCGGACAUCGAGAAGGAGAUUGCGAAAACACAGAAAAAUAAAGCAACCGAGUACCAUCUGGGUUUGCUGAAGGCGAAACUAGCCAAGUACCGGUCACAGCUGCUGGAACCGUCGAAGAAGGGCGAAAAGGGUGAUGGGUUCGAUGUACUGAAGUCGGGCGACGCUCGCAUUGCCCUGAUCGGGUUCCCAUCGGUCGGUAAAUCUACGCUACUGUCGACGCUGACCAAAACGGAGAGCGAGGCAGCGAACUACGAAUUCACCACGCUCACCUGCAUCCCGGGUGUGAUCGAGUACAAGGGGGCCAACAUACAGCUGCUCGAUUUGCCCGGUAUUAUUGAAGGUGCUGCGCAGGGCAAGGGUCGUGGUCGGCAGGUUAUUGCCGUGGCGCGCACGGCCGAUCUGGUGCUGAUGAUGCUGGACGCUACGAAACCGAACGUGCACCGCGAUCUGCUUGAGUACGAGCUGGAGUCAGUCGGGUUGCGGUUGAACAAACGAAAGCCGAACAUCUACUUCAAGAUUAAGAAGGGUGGCGGCGUAAGCUUUAACGCGACGUGCCCACUGACGCGCUGCAACGAAAAGAUGGUGCAAACGAUACUGCACUCGUUCAAGAUCUUUAACGCGGAAGUGCUGUUCCGAGAGGAUUGUACCGAGGACGAGUUCAUCGACGUGGUGUCCGGGAAUCGGAUCUAUUUGCCGUGCAUCUACGUGUACAACAAGAUCGAUCAGAUCUCGAUCGAAGAGGUGGACCGGCUUGCCCGGCAACCGUACUCGGUCGUGGUCAGCUGUAACAUGCAUCUCAAUCUGGACUAUCUGCUGGAGGUGCUGUGGGAACAUUUACAGCUGAUCCGGGUGUACACCAAAAAGCCGGGUGCACCGCCAGACUUUGACGACGGUCUAAUUCUACGAAGGGGUGUUACGGUGGAACACGUGUGUCACGCAAUUCAUCGUACGCUUGCGGCCCAGUUCAAGUAUGCGCUCGUUUGGGGCACCUCGACGAAAUAUUCUCCCCAACGGGUGGGUAUUUCGCACAUCAUGAACGAUGAGGACGUUAUUCAGGUCGUUAAAAAGUAACCCUCUUCCACAAGCAACACUUUCUGCGUCCUCCUGGUAUAGAGUUGUCCCCAUGAUAGGGAGGUUUCUUCUUUGCAAGAUAAAAUAAGGCCAGACCCCCGUAAAGAAUGAACUGAAACCGAUUCUUUUCCGUGGUUUGCCGAUUUUCUUUUUGGUUACUCGUUUAAAUAAACACAAACAAUAACGUAAAAUUAA